Penicillium brevicompactum is the source of this 852-nucleotide messenger RNA. RefSeq names its product 25S rRNA (adenine2142-N1)-methyltransferase. Gene Ontology annotation, cellular component: nucleolus. Gene Ontology annotation, molecular function: rRNA (adenine) methyltransferase activity. The record is from RefSeq and is a predicted model, not a curated record. The transcript has a single exon. Lineage: Eukaryota; Fungi; Ascomycota; Eurotiomycetes; Eurotiales; Aspergillaceae. Bases 1 to 852 code for a protein of 283 amino acids.
AUGGCCCCGCAAAAGCGAGCUAAAAGGCCCGGCUUGUUGUCUACAGGCCGGCCUCCAAUCGCCAAAUCCAAAGAUGCCGCGCUUUCAGCCAAAGCGACUCGUACCCUGAUUCGUUCUCACCACCGGCUUCUCAAAACCCGAGCUCAAGCUCUGAAAGCAGGUGACGAAGCCCGAGUGAGCAGCAUUGAUGCUCAGAUUCAGGCCAAUGGUGGCUUGGAAAGCUACCAGGUCGCCAGCAAACUGGGUCAAUCCAUGGACCGAGGCGGUGAUUCCAGCAAAGUUCUCAUUGAUUGGAUCAAGCCAGAACUCAAGGAAUUCAACAAGGAAAUGCCCAAGCUCCGGGUCCUUGAAGUCGGAGCCCUGAGUACAAAGAAUGCCUGCUCUAUGAACCCUGCUUUGGAUGUUACGCGAAUCGAUUUGAACUCGCAAGAGCCUGGGAUUCUCAAGCAGGAUUUCAUGGAGCGACCUUUGCCAUCUGGCGACGAAGAGAAAUUCAACAUGAUCAGUCUGUCUUUGGUGCUUAAUUACGUCCCCGAUGCCACUGGUCGUGGGGAGAUGCUCAAGCGCUGCGUUCAAUUCUUGACUUCCAAAUCGGCCUGGGAAUUUGUGCCUCGCCUCUUCUUGGUACUACCUAUCGCGUGCGUCGACAACUCGCGGUACCUCAAUGAAGAACGACUAGGCGAGAUCAUGAACUGCUUAGGCUUCCGUUUAACGCAAAGUAAACGGACUUCAAAGCUGGUGUUCCACCUCUGGGAACAUACUGGUGACUACUUGCCGAAGGCUUUCAAGAAAGAAGAGCUGAGGUCUGGCAAGACGAGAAAUAAUUUUGCGGUCAUCAUGAACAAGAAGUGA